Erythranthe guttata (spotted monkey flower) is the source of this 1828-nucleotide messenger RNA. RefSeq names its product pyruvate dehydrogenase E1 alpha. Gene Ontology annotation, molecular function: pyruvate dehydrogenase (acetyl-transferring) activity. Gene Ontology annotation, biological process: pyruvate decarboxylation to acetyl-CoA. The record is from RefSeq and is a predicted model, not a curated record. Gene Ontology annotation, cellular component: intracellular membrane-bounded organelle. NCBI's taxonomy places the organism in Eukaryota, Viridiplantae, Streptophyta, Magnoliopsida, Lamiales, Phrymaceae.
UUCCACACACACAAACACACUCUUGUAUACUCCGCCCCCAUCCAUCAUAAAAAUUUCUUGUUUCUUUCUCCCAUCGAUUCAUUCAUUCAUUCAUUCAUCCGCCCUCUUCCCCCCUCUCAAUCUCUAUUUAUCUUCUGCCUUUUUUCUCCCUCUCUCUCUCGAUCUACCCUAGAUUCGGUGAUUUUCCGGCGAUAAUUCUACACCCAUUUGCUUAUUUCCCAUUGCUACGCCAAAAUGGCUUGUUCGGCGACGCCCAAAAUCGUCCAUGGCCCUCUGCCCACGAACUCGCUCAGAUCUGCCGAAAAGUCUGAUUCUUCCUGCAAAUUCAUGGGCCCCUCCUCGUUUUUCGGUUCCAAAUCUCUCAAUAAGAAGCUUUUUUCUGUUAACAAGGCUGUUUCCUCCGUCGGCCACCGAUCCGCCGCCGUCGUUGCUGUCUCAUCGGAUGUCGUCAAGGAGAAGAAGCUCAAGUCCAGCUCUUCUCUCUCCAAUCUGUUGAUAACGAGAGAAGAGGGACUGGUACUGUACGAGGACAUGAUCUUGGGCAGGGCAUUCGAGGACAUGUGCGCCCAAAUGUACUACCGAGGCAAAAUGUUCGGAUUCGUCCAUCUCUACAAUGGCCAAGAAGCCGUCUCCACGGGAUUCAUAAAGCUCCUCAAGAAAGAAGACUGCGUGGUCAGCACAUACCGUGACCACGUCCACGCACUCAGCAAAGGCGUACCCGCCCGCCAGGUCAUGAGCGAGCUCUUCGGCAAAACCACAGGCUGCUGCAGAGGCCAAGGUGGGUCCAUGCACAUGUUCUCCAAAGAGCACAACGUCUUGGGUGGGUUCGCUUUCAUAGGCGAAGGAAUCCCAGUUGCAACUGGAGCAGCCUUUACGAGCAAGUACAAGAGGGAGGUCUUUAAAGAGGAUUGUGAUGAGGUGACUUUGGCGUUUUUCGGAGAUGGGACUUGUAAUAACGGGCAGUUCUUCGAGUGCUUGAACAUGGCUGCGCUUUGGAAGCUUCCGAUUGUGUUUGUUGUGGAGAAUAACUUGUGGGCAAUUGGGAUGUCGCAUCUGAGGUCCACGUCGGAUCCGGAGAUUUGGAAGAAGGGUCCCGCGUUUGGGAUGCCGGGUGUGCAUGUUGACGGUAUGGAUGUGUUGAAGGUGAGGGAGGUGGCGAAGGAGGCGGUUGGUAGGGCUAGGAGAGGCGAGGGCCCCACUCUGGUUGAGUGCGAGACUUAUAGGUUCAGAGGGCACUCUUUGGCUGACCCUGAUGAGCUUCGUGACCCUGCUGAGAAGGCUCAUUACGCGACGAGAGAUCCAAUCGCUGCACUAAAGAAAUACAUAUUGGAAAACAAUUUGGCAAGUGAAGCAGAUUUAAAGGCCAUAGAGAAGAAGAUAGAUGAGGAACUCGAAGAAGCUGUUGAGUUUGCAGAGGAAAGUCCAGUGCCAGCUCGUAGUCAAUUGCUCGAGAAUGUAUUUGCUGAUCCAAAGGGAUUUGGUAUCGGCCCAGAUGGGAGGUACAGAUGUGAGGACCCUAAAUUUACUGAAGGUACUGCUCAGGUCUAAGCUCGAUUUACCCGCCACCUGGACAAGGAUAGUUUCCUUUUUUUUUUUUCUUUUUUUUUUUUUCAGUUAAAGAUGUGUGUCUGCUGUCAUUUUGAUGUUUUAGUUUUUAUUCUUGAAUUGUCUUUCUUUUUUUUUUUCUUUUUUAAUUAUUAUUGUUGUUCGUCUUUGUUGAGGUACUCUUUGUUGAGGUACUGUUGAUGUAGCAAUCUUGAUUGGUUGUUGCUUGUAUGUUUCGUAUUAGAAUGUACUUCUCUUUCAGCAAUGCGUUUGUUUUCGUUUA